CCACACAUCUCAUGCCACCACUGCACCGACCAUAGUGUCCGGAAACCAAGAUGAGGAUGUGUCCAGUUAUGGAGAGGGAGGAGUUGGAAAAGAUUGGGCGAUGGAGAGGAUGGCGGAGCAGUUGCGCCAGUUGCAGGACAAGGUAGAGGGGAGGCCAGAGAGGAGAGCUCGAGGAUAUCCCUUUUCAAGGGAGAUUGUCGUUGCUCUCUUGCCGAAUAAUUUCAAGGAGACCAACUUGGUGUAUGAUGGGUCUUCUAACCCGUCGAGGCAUGUGAGGACCUUUGAGAAUAUGGCUGUGUUGCAUGGAUAUUCUGAUUCUGUUUGUUGCAGGGCGUUUCUGUCGACCUUGCGUGGAGGAGCACUGGACUGGUUUCAUCAGUUACCCUCUGGGUCGAUUGCGGAUUUUGAGGAUUUUGCCAGCAAGCUUACCAACCAAUAUUUGAGUGCGGUGGCGCAUGAGAAAACGUAUUUGACGUUGAUGGCAAUGAGACAGGGGGAGAACGAGUCAUUGAGGAGGUAUGUUGCUCGAUACAGUCAGACGUGUUUGGAGGUGCACUCGGCCUCAGAUGAGGUGAAGGCCGGGGGAUUGAUAAGAAGUCUUCGAGAAGGGCCUUGUCGAAAUUCCCUGGCAAAGACCCCUGAGGAAAGGAGUGAUCGGGAUGAAGAAAGAAAUGACGGAGAGGGCCGAGGUGGUGGAGGAAAAAAGCCGAGAAGAGAUGGAGAUAAAGGGGGCCAGGGAGGGGAAGCCCUGAUAAAAAGAGGGAAAAUUUACAUGAUUUCCAGAGGGCCAAUGGACGGUGACUCGAACAGGGCCAGGAAGGAGCAUGCUCGAGCUGUGAAGAGGAAAAGAGAGGAGGUGGGGAUUACGGCUCGUAUGCCGGUGAUAAGUUUUAAGGCGGAGGAUGCCGAGGAAGUGGUCCUACCGCACAACGAUGCUUUGGUGAUAACAGCGGAGGUUACAAGCUUUGACGUGAAGAGGGUGUUUAUUGAUACCGGAAGUUCGGUAGAUGUGAUGUUCUAUGACUGUUUUGUGCAAAUUAAUAAGGAGUUGAAUAUGGAGUUGAAACCGGUGACCACGACACUUUAUGGUUUCAAUGGAAGAGAGGUGAUGCCGAUGGGCGAGAUAAGCUUGCCGGUGGCAUUGGAAGAAAGAGAGCUGAGGAAGCUGUGUAUGGUGAGGUUUGUGGUCGUAGGAGCUGAAUCAUCUUAUAACAUCAUUAUGGGGCGGACGAGCUUGAAUGC
Messenger RNA from Striga hermonthica, 1242 nucleotides. Lineage: Eukaryota; Viridiplantae; Streptophyta; Magnoliopsida; Lamiales; Orobanchaceae. The record is from the annotation of a GenBank genome assembly.